This is a messenger RNA of Nanorana parkeri, 3246 nucleotides long. RefSeq names its product family with sequence similarity 129 member B (gene NIBAN2). The record is from RefSeq and is a predicted model, not a curated record. NCBI's taxonomy places the organism in Eukaryota, Metazoa, Chordata, Amphibia, Anura, Dicroglossidae. The transcript has 15 exons. Bases 118 to 3018 code for a protein of 966 amino acids.
GAGGAGAGCGGGAGGGAGGAGGACGAUAGAGGCGACUCUGCUGGGUGUGUCACACUGACUGAGCACGCCGGAGACUCUGGAGCCCGGACAAGGACCUGCUGCGCUCUCUGCGAGGCCAUGGGGGAUGUCAUAUCGAGUCACCUGGAUGAAAGCCGACGCCAGAACAUUGCAGAGCAUACAAGGAAACUCUUAGCAGAGUUUGGGAAGAUCUAUGAGGAGCAGUAUGGAGUGGCCCUGUUCAAUAGUGUACGCUAUGAGAUUGAAGGGAAUGGAGGACCACAGACGCAGCUACUACAUCGCAAGACACCACUCAAAGACCGUGUGAUCUUUUCUGGAAAUCUGUUCCAGUUUGUGGAUGAUACCAGAAAAUGGAGGAACCGCUUCUGCGUGGUCCCUCAUCACUAUGGCCCAGUGCUGUAUGAGAAUAAAAUAGCUUAUGAGCGUGGCCUACAGCCCCGAGCUGGCAUCAACUGUGCUGGGUACAGAGUCUUAACCUCCCUAGAACAAUAUACUGAACUGCUUAAUAACAUGGUUCCAGGUGGCAAAGUGAAGGCUGGCAGUGCCCCAAUGAAAUGUGCCACUCAGUUCCCCAUUAUUCUUUGGCACUCUUUCUGCCGGCAUUACCAUUUCUGUGUGAUGACUGAACGCGAGCAAGAGAGAUGGAGCGCAGUGUUCCAGGACUGUGUGCGUCACUGCAAUAAUGGUAUCUCAGAGGAUUCACGCGUGGAAUCUGCCGCCUUCACAGACUCUGUGAGAUUUUUCAGACAAGCACGGGACCAAUACGGAACAUGGGACAUGCUGUGCGGCAAUCAAGUCCAGGUUCUCAGCAAUCUGGUGAUGGAUGAUCUUGUCCCUGAUCUGAAGAAUACCAUCGGGCCCAGACUCAGAGGAAAACCUCAGGAGAGACAGAGGACCUGGCUGAUGAUUUCAGACACUGUGUACCGGAUGGUGCAUGAGCAGACCCGUGUCUUCUUUGAGGGCCUUGAAAAGCGCUGUAGUGACAAGAGAGCAGAGAUGGAGAGUCAGAUCCGAACAGACAUGGACCAGAUCAUUGCCUGCAAGGAGCACGUGUCCAACAAAAUUCGAGCUGCCGUGCUGCCAAAGGCAGAGUUGUGCGUGCGGAACCAUGUCCAGUCUCACAUUCCAUCUAUCCUGGAGGCACUGAUGGUUCCAACCAGCCAAGGCUUCUCUGAGGUGCGGGAACUGAUUUUCUCUGAGGCCACCGACAUGAACAAGAACCUAGUGAAUGAGGGAGUACAAGACAAGCUGGGGGAGCAUAUGGAGAAAAUCGCACAGCUGGCCUAUCACCCAGUAAAAAUGCAGCAGUGCUAUGAGAAGAUGGAACAUCUGAAUCUGGAAGGGCUACAGCAAAGGUUUGAUGUGGGAAGUCCAUCCGUAUUCAAGCAGAGGGCACAGAUCCUCAUGCGGGAGCUGACUGACAAUGCAGUGUACACAUUUGAACAGCUGAUUCAUCAGGAACUGAACAAGUCAGAAGGGGGAGAGAACCUGUGUAGAGACAUCCAGCGCAUAUUAGAGCGCGUUCUCAAGAAAUAUGACUAUGAUAGCAGCAGUGUUCGCAAGAGGUUCUUUCAAGAAGCAUUACUGCAAAUCAUCAUCCCUUUCCUGCUGAAGAAGCUGGCACCUACCUGCAAAUCCGAGUUACCUCGAUACCAAGAACUUAUAUUUGAGGAACUGUCACAGUUUGUCCUGGUGGAGAACACAUACGAAGAAGUUGUGCUGCAGACUGUAAUGAGGGACAUUGUGCAAGCUGUAAAGGAUGCUGCCACCCAGCGAAAACAUAACCUGUUCCGGGACAGUAUGGUAUUGCGCAACAGUGAUCCUAACCUUCACCUCCUCGAAGAUGGACCACCUAUUAAUUGGACCGAAGACUAUUCCAACAAUACUGAAUCCUCGGGAGGCCGGCAUGGCAGAUCACGCCAAGUGGUAUCCCUUAUUCAGGAUGAUGAUGCACCUGAAUACCUGGAAUCCUGUCAGGAGAGCCCAGCUAAUGAAAAUAUCCCUGAAGAGCCAGAGUCCAGUGAUGUUGGCAUAAUCCGAAGCAUGCUUGUCAAAGAGUUUGAUGUUCAGGUUCCAGUUUCAGACACAGCGCAGGCGCCGCAACAUGGAGACAGCGCGCAGGCGCCGCAACAUGGAGACAGCGCGCAGGCCCCGCAACAUGGAGACAGCGCACAGAGCCCACAACAUGGAGACAGCGCACAGAGCCCACAACAUGGAGACACCGCACAGAGCCCACAACAUGGAGACACCGCACAGAGCCCACAACAUGGAGACACCGCACAGAGCCCACAACAUGGAGACAUCGCACAGACCCUGCAACAUGCACUACCCGAGGAACAACUGACACACAUCACUCAGUCACACACACAACAGGUGAGGCCUGGUGCUCUUCAUGCCCAGGAGGAGGAGAAUAUCUCAGUUGGUGGACUUCCUGAAGAUGAUGUGGAUCACAGUCAUGUGGAGCAGACCGUGUCACCUUCCACCAUAGAUGAAUCUCCAGAUAGAGAAUUGGUAGAGAAUUACCAAAGGAUUUCAGAUCAUUUAGAACAAGAAGUCCAUGGUGAUCAGGAAGAGGAGCCACAGCAUUUACUGACACAAAAACUUUUCAGCACAGAUGAUCAAAAGCUGAUUGAGGAGCAGCCUCAUGACGUACCUGAAAACAAGACCGCCAACCAUCAUGAUUCAGUUGUACAGUAUGUUGGCCAUAAACACCAUCCGGUAGAAGAACAAAAGCAACACUCGUCACAGGAAAAAACUGUCCACCCGGAGAUAUUGCUUUGCCAGAUGCCACAAGUGGUUGCCACUUCACUUGCCACUCCUUCAGAAGAAGACACCCGGUCUGAGGCGCUUCAGUCUUCCACGUCUCAUGUUGUACAUUCCACCCCAGAUGACAGUGGCUUCCAAUCACCCAUGAGUGAGGAGGAGGAAGAAGGUGAAGGGUACAGGGAAACUCCUGUGCCAGCUCAACAAAAGAAAGAGGAGGUCAUUACCCAGUUCUGAGGACCUGCACAAUGGGACUAAGCUUUUAUCAUGAACUUAUGGAGGGCAGAAGCAGCGCCAGAUUCUCCUUCCUUUUGGCACAAAAUGACUUAUUUAAAUGUUUUUUUUUGGCUCUGCAACACACACCACCCUUACCCUUUGCUAUGCCAAUGCUGGAGUUUUCGCUAUUCCCCUAUGACAUGAACGCACAGUGUUUAAAUAUUCCACCAACAUCACUUCAUCUCAUCA